GAGAGCGGCUUGCUGGCCGAGGGCGCGGAGGCUGAGCUGAGCUGGGUGCACGCCAUCGUGACGGGCCUCAACUACCACUACGCGCGGAGCUGGUCGGCCGCCCCUGAGGCGCCACCGACUGCCGUGCAGCGUCAGGCGCUCAGCAACUUGCUGUGCGAAGUUCGAGUUUUCUGCGAUCAGUGCUCGGGGCCGAUGCCCAUCGUGGAUUGGGAGUCGGAGUUGACCGCGGCGGCCACCUCAUACGAUGGCGAGGAGAUCUUCCCAGCCGAGCCGCUCGACAGAACGAAGUUGCUGGAAGCGCUGCCGCCGAUCGAUGCCUGCGCAGCGGUCAGAGCCGUAGACGUCACCGAGGGCUGGAUCCAGGUGCGGGCUUCUACUUCAGAGUGGGAGCUGAUCGCGGGUGACCUCGUCACGCGUGGCAUCCUGAAGCCCAUUGAGUGCGACGAGAUCGCGGAGGUUAGAGGCCAGAAAGUCAUGGGCGGCAUGUUCGGCGUGAAGAAGGGCUCCCACGUGAAGGGCGAAGGUCCCCAGAGAUUGGUGAUGAACAUAAUCCCGUCUAACUUCAUUCAGCAUGCCAUUGAAGGGGGCGUGCCGCUGCUCCCCCACAGCGACAAGUGGAAGAGCAUCGUGCUGCGCUCAGGGGAGGUCCUGCUCUGGAGCGCAGAGGACCUGAAGUGUUGCUUCUACGUGUGCAGCCUGUGCGACGCCUGGCUGAAGUACAUGGCCAUCUCCAAGCCAGUGCGGCGCGCAGUUGUCGGUCUCCCUGGCGAGGGGCCGGCAUAUCUGGCGGCCGCGGCGGUGCCUAUGGGCUGGAUCUCGGAGACCGGAGUCAUUCAACACAUCCAUCGCCGUCUGCUUCGAUCGUGGCAUCCUCGGCUUCAACGGCUGGCGGCUUGCAAAGAGCUUCGCAAGGAUGCCCCCUUGCCUCCUGCGCGUCGUGGCCCCCUUGACGGCGGAGCUGCGGCCCCGGUUCGGGGUCAGGUUGGCGAAACCUACGACGACGGCAAACCCGAGAUCUACAUCGGCCGCGGCUCGUCGAAGCUGAACUUGAAGGCGUCCGCCCGGGGCAACCCGCACCGCAUGAGCGAGGGCUGGUCGCGUCAAGAGGUGGUCACCUUGUUCGAGCGAUACCUGCACGAGAACCCUCAGAUGCUGAGGGAUUUGGUAUCUCUGAGCGGCGGCCGCCUUUUUUGCCACUGCGAGGGUUCGCAGGCUUGCCGCGGUGACGUGCUGAUCAAGGCGUGGAAGGACAGAUUCGGCUCGAAGUCGGUGUGGCGCGCGUGGCAGGUCUACAUCGACAACCUUGACGUGCUCGAGAUCACCGACUGGUGGCGGGCGAACCAGCUCCAGGAGGAGGGCGCGAGCGAGCUGGCCCAGGUGGCGAGAGAGAGGUGCAGGAGCUUUGGAGCGCCUCGGAGCGAGAGCAAGGCC
Messenger RNA from Prorocentrum cordatum, 1431 nucleotides. The record is from the annotation of a GenBank genome assembly. NCBI's taxonomy places the organism in Eukaryota, Dinophyceae, Prorocentrales, Prorocentraceae.